Messenger RNA from Cicer arietinum (chickpea), 1859 nucleotides. Lineage: Eukaryota; Viridiplantae; Streptophyta; Magnoliopsida; Fabales; Fabaceae. The record is from RefSeq and is a predicted model, not a curated record.
AUAUUCCUUGAAUCAUACGCGAAACCACAAACCUCUCACCUUCCUAUUCUUGGUUAUUCAGAUUAUCAAUUUCAGGAUUCCACUCAAACGACACGAUCCCUUCACUCUUCUAGGUUAGCAACUUUCUUCAAUUCCAUUAUUCUAUUUCAAUGCUUCACUAUGAUAACUCCCUAUUUUCCCAAAUCCCCGAUUCAGCAUUUUUUUAAUUCUUCUUUGUAUACCCAAAUGCUAAUUCUGUACUUAAGUUGAAAUUUCACUCAUAAAGUUCCGUUUUUAAUUUUUUAAACUUACUUUAAUCAUCACAUUGUGUCUAAUUAUUGAAAUCUUUGUAUAAUUCAACAGUUUCUCAUCAUUGGUGUAGUUGGUUAAGUAUUUGUGAUUCUGGGUUUAUUUUAUUAUUACCAUUAUACCCUUUUCAAACUAUGGAGAAUCUUCCUGUUGAAGUGAUUGGUAAUAUACUAUCACAUCUUAGUUCUGCAAGAGAUGUUGUGAUUGCUUCAUUAACUUGCAAGAAAUGGAGAGAAGCUUGGCGUUGUAACCUCCACACUCUUUCGUUCGACUCACGUGAUUGGUCGAUUUAUCAUGAAUUAACACCUACUAGGUUGGAAAUACUAAUUACUCAAACAAUUUUUCAAACUAAGGCAUUGCAGUGUUUAAUGAUUUCUAUGGAUGAUGUUCAUGAAUUCUCAGCUGCGCCGGUUAUUGCUUGGCUUAUGUAUACUAGGGAUUCGUUGCGCCGGUUGCAUUUUAAUGUGAGGACGUCACCGGUUUUUAACAUUAUUGAGAAAUGUGGUAGGCAGAAGUUGGAAGUGUUGGCAUUGGCUCGUAAUUGUAUUACGGGUGUGGAACCGAGUUAUCAGAAGUUUCCUUGUUUGAAGUCGCUUUCGUUAAGUUUUGUUAGUAUUUCAGCGUUGGAUUUGAGUCUUUUACUUACUGCUUGUCCAAGGCUUGAGACAUUGUCUAUGGUUAGUCCGGAAAUUGCGAUGUCGGAUUCACAGGCUUCCAUGGAGCUUAGUAGUUUUUCUUUGAAGGAGUUCUCUGUUGAGUCAUUUGGUUUGGAUAAAUUUGUAUUAGAGGCGGAUUUGCUCGAGCAUUUACAUCUUAAAGAUUGUACCUUUGAGGUUUUUGAGUUGAUUGGCAAGGGUACUUUGAAGGUUUUGAAGGUUGAUGAUGUGAGUGUCAUCCAUCUUGAUAUUGGCGAGAAUACAGAGAAUCUUGAGAUUGUAGACGUGAGCAACUUCACGAUUAUGUGGCCGAAGUUUUAUCAUAUGAUCUCAAAAGCGACGAAGUUAUGUAGACUUCGGCUGUGGGGGGUUGUUUUUGAUGACGAUGAUGAAGUUGUGGACUUGGAAACGAUUUCUGUUUGUUUUCCUCAAUUGAUUCACCUCUCCUUAAGUUAUGAUUUAAGAGACGGUGUACUUAAUUAUGGCUUGCAAGGUUUGUCUCUUCUGGUGAAUGUGGCGGUGUUAGAACUUGGAUGGACUUCGAUCAACGAUCUUUUUGCAAUAUGGGUUGGUGGGAUUUUGGAAAGAUGUCCCAACCUUAAAAAAUUGGUCAUUUAUGGUUUUGUUUCAGAGGUCAAAACACAUGAAGAGUGCCAAAUAUUUGCAAAAUUUACUGAAUUCAUCAUUCAAAUUGGAAGAAAAUAUACAGAUGUAAAGGUAGAGUUUGAAUAUGAGUAGUGAUUUCUUCACUCAUCAUACAACAAGAAGGUACUUCUAUAUUGCAUGUGUUUCUUUGUUCAUUGUUGCCCAUUUCCUCAAUUGUGAAUCACAAGAGUUGAGUAAUUGUAAAGUGACAGAUUCUGUGUAAAAGAGAAAAUUUUGGUUUCUAUAUCUUUAUUUCUACUUCUACCCUUA